AAAAUUAAAAAUUAAAAAUCAAACACUUUCUUGCUUUUCUUUGCUGUGGCAACCUGUUUCAACGCAAGACCCAUCACAUACGCAUGUAGAUCUCAAUUCUAAACCUCUUCCAUUUCCACACUACAAUGUCUACUUCUCAAACCCUAGGAGGUUCGUCGCGCUGCGGCCGUGUUCUCGGCCCUUCACUCGACAAAAUCGUAAAAAACGCCGCUUGGCGGAAGCACUCUCACCUUGUCUCCGCCUGCAAAUCUGCUCUCGAUAAGCUCGAUUAUAUUGCCGAUUCUAAUUCCCACUCUUCACUCUUUGGUGUCUCUCCCUCCGACGCUGAAUUCCUUCUUCAACCCUUACUUCUUGCCUUAGAUUCCGCCUAUGCCAAGGUCGUUGAGCCUGCACUUGAAUGCGCCUUCAAGCUCUUCUCUCUCGGCCUACUCUGUGGCGAGAUCGAUCCCAAUGUUUCUGUUAAUACUGUGCUCUUUAAGUUGUUUGAGAAUGUCUGCAAGGUUUGCGGCAUUGGAGAGGAAACUAUAGAGCUCUCAGUGCUUAGAGUUUUGCUUGCAGCUGUGAGAUCUCCCUGCAUUUUGAUUCGCGGUGAGUGUUUGUUGAAUCUUGUUAGGACUUGUUACAAUGUUUAUCUUGGUGGCGUGAAUGGGACCAAUCAGAUCUGUGCAAAAUCCGUUCUUGCCCAAAUUAUGCUUAUUAUUUUUACCAGGGUUGAGGAAGAUUCCUUGGAUGUUAGUGUUAAAACUGUUUCAGUUAGCGAAUUGUUGGAAUUUGCGGAUAAGAGUUUGAAUGAAGGCAGCUCCAUAUAUUUUUGCCAGAAUUUUGUUAAUGAAGUUAUGGGAGCUAGUGAGGGGCUUCCAGAUGCCAAACUCUUGUUGCAUAGUACUUCUAUAGUAUUGCAGAAUGGUAGUGGUGAUGGUCCUGGUCCUGGUCCUGCUGGUGAUGCAAAGGUGACAGAUGGUGCUGAGUUGGGCGAUAGAGAAGCAAAUGAUGGAGCUGAAUUUGUUGGCACUGGUGCUGGAGGAAGUAAGAUUAGGGAGGAUGGUUUUCUUCUUUUUAGGAACCUCUGCAAAUUGUCCAUGAAAUUCUCAUCUCAGGAGAACCCGGAUGAUCAAAUUCUUCUUAGAGGCAAGAUUUUGUCACUGGAGUUGCUCAAGGUGGUCAUGGACAAUGGUGGUCUGAUUUGGCGCAACAAUGAAAGGUUUCUCAAUGCUGUUAAGCAAUAUCUUUGCUUGUCAUUGUUAAAGAAUAGUGCACUCUCGGUCAUGGUUAUUUUUCAGCUCCAGUGUUCUAUCUUUAUGAUUUUGUUAUCGAAAUUCAGAUCAGGAUUGAAGGCAGAAAUUGGAAUAUUCUUUCCCAUGCUUAUCCUCAGGGUGCUGGAGAAUGUUAACCAGCCUAGUUUUUUACAGAAAAUGAUAGUCCUGAACUUUUUGGAGAAGAUUGCUCAGGAUUCACAGAUUAUAGUUGAUAUUUUUGUGAAUUAUGACUGUGAUGUGGAUGCUCCAAACGUAUAUGAAAGGAUUGUCAAUGGCCUUUUGAAGACUGCUCUAGGACCACCUCCGGGUUCAACCACAACUCUAUCUUCAGCCCAGGAUAUUACUUUUCGACACGAGUCUGUUAAGUGUUUGGUUGGCAUAAUCAAAUCAAUGGGUGCUUGGAUGGAUCAACAAUUGAUAAUAGAAGAAUCCUAUGUGCCUAAGAGCUCGGAGAGUGAUGUGUCAACGGAGAAUCAUUCAAACCCAAGUGGGGAAGAUGCAAGUAGCCCUGAUUAUGAUUUACAUGCAGAAGCAAACUCUGAAAUUUCAGACACCGCCAGCUUUGAACAGCGUCGGGCGUAUAAAAUUGAACUCCAGAAAGGUAUCUCCCUAUUCAAUAGGAAACCUUCCAAGGGCAUUGAAUUUCUGAUAAAUACCAAAAAAAUUGGUGCUUCCCCAGAAGAAGUUGCUGCCUUCCUGAAAAACGCUACUGGCCUAAAUGAAACCAUGAUUGGUGACUAUUUGGGUGAAAGAGAAGAGUUUUGUCUUAGAGUUAUGCAUGCUUAUGUGGACUCAUUUAAUUUUAAGAUGAUGGAUUUUGGUGAAGCAAUAAGGUUUUUCUUGCGGGGCUUUAGAUUACCUGGAGAGGCACAGAAGAUUGAUCGCAUCAUGGAAAAGUUUGCAGAGCGCUAUUGUAAAUGCAAUCCAAAUUCAUUUACAAGUGCAGAUACGGCCUAUGUUCUUGCUUAUUCUGUGAUACUGCUCAACACGGAUGCUCAUAACAGCAUGGUGAAAAAUAAGAUGACAAAGGCAGAUUUCAUACGAAACAACCGCGGGAUAGAUGACGGCAAGGAUUUACCUGAAGAAUAUCUGAGUACACUCUAUGAUAAAAUUAUUAAAAAUGAAAUUAAAAUGAAUGCUGAUUCUUCUGCUCCACAAAAUAAGCAGGCAAAUAGUUUAAAUAAGCUAUUGGGUUUGGACGGUAUACUCAAUUUAGUCACUUGGAAGCAAACAGAGGAAAAGCCAUUAGGAGCAAAUGGACUCCUCAUAAGGCACAUCCAAGAACAGUUCAAGGCAAAGUCUGGAAAAUCAGAGUCUGUGUAUCAUAUUGUUACAGAUGCAGCAAUCUUGAGGUUCAUGGUUGAGGCCUGCUGGGGUCCCAUGCUGGCAGCAUUUAGCAUGACGCUUGACCAGACUGAUGAUAAACUUGCUACAUCUCUGUGCUUACAGGGCUUUCGAUAUGCAGUGCAUGUUACUGCAGUAAUGGGAAUGCAAACCCAAAGAGAUGCUUUUGUAACAUCUAUGGCUAAGUUUACCUAUCUCCAUAAUGCUGCAGAUAUGAAGCAAAAGAAUGUUGAUGCGGUUAAGGCAAUAAUAUCAAUUGCAAUUGAAGAUGGUAAUUAUCUUCAGGAAGCUUGGGAGCAUAUCUUAACUUGCCUAUCCCGAAUUGAACAUCUGCAGCUUCUGGGAGAGGGUGCUCCUCCUGAUGCAUCUUUCUUGACUUCAUCAAAUGUUGAAGCAGAUGAUAAAGUAUUGAAGUCUAUGGGUUAUCCAUCUCUGAAGAAAAAGGGAACUCUCCAGAAUCCAGCUGUAAUGGCUGUUGUUAGGGGGGGUUCAUAUGACAGCACCACGGUUGGAGUGAAUUUUCCGGGGCCAGUAACUGCAGAGCAGAUCAGUCACUUCAUCUCGAAUUUGAAUUUGCUCGACCAGAUAGGGAAUUUUGAGUUGAACCAUGUAUUUGCUAAUAGCCAGAGGUUAAACAGUGAAGCAAUAGUAGCUUUUGUGAAAGCUCUUUGCAAGGUUUCGAUGGCAGAGUUGCAGUCCCCAACAGAUCCUCGUGUGUUUAGCCUCACAAAAAUAGUUGAAAUUGCGCAUUACAAUAUGAAUCGCAUCAGAUUAGUUUGGUCCCGAAUAUGGAAUGUCUUGUCCGAUUUUUUUGUAUCAGUUGGCUUGUCAGAAAAUCUCUCUGUUGCAAUUUUUGUUAUGGAUUCACUAAGGCAACUUGCUAUGAAAUUUUUGGAGCGUGAGGAGCUGGCAAAUUACAACUUCCAGAAUGAAUUUCUGAGGCCAUUUGUGAUCAUUAUGCAGAAGAGCAGCUCUGCUGAAAUUAGGGAACUAAUUGUUCGCUGUAUUUCACAGAUGGUCCUUAGUCGCGUUAAUAACGUGAAAUCUGGCUGGAAAAGUGUUUUCAUGGUUCUUACAGCUGCUGCAGCGGAUGAGCGUAAGAAUAUCGUCUUGUUGGCAUUUGAGACAAUGGAAAAAAUCGUGCGGGAGUAUUUUCCUUAUAUAACUGAGACAGAGGCAACAACUUUCACAGAUUGUGUUAGAUGCCUCACAACCUUCACAAAUAGUAGAUUUAAUAGUGAUGUAAGCCUCAAUGCAAUUGCAUUUCUCCGGUUUUGUGCUGUCAAACUUGCAGAUGGUGGACUUGUAUGGAAUGAAAAGAGCAGGGUUAAUGAUGCAUCUACUCCACUGGUAAAUGAGGUUGCUUCAGAUAUACAGGCAUUCCGUGACAAAGAUGAUCAUGCAUCCUUUUGGAUUCCAUUGCUCAUAGGGCUAUCAAGACUAACAUCUGAUCCGAGAUCAGCCAUUCGGAGGAGUGCUUUAGAAGUGUUAUUCAACAUUCUCAAUGAUCAUGGCCAUCUAUUCUCACAGUCAUUUUGGAUUGAUGUCUUUAAUUCUGUUAUUUUACCCAUAUUCAGCAGUGUAUGUGACAAGAAAGAAAAUUUUAUUCAAGAUGGUCAGCAUUCGCCAACUUCAGUGUCUCAGCAUCAGGAAGGAAAUGCAUGGGAUCCUGAAACUUCUGCAGUGGCAGCUCAGUAUCUAGUGGAUUUAUUUGUUAGCUUCUUCAAUACAGUAUCAUCUCAACUACCAAGUGUGGUGUCUGUACUGACUGGAUUCAUUAGAAGUCCUAUUCAGGGACCUGCUAGCAGUGGGGUUGCAGCAUUAUUGCGGUUAUCAGGUCAACUGGGCUGUAGACUUUCUGAAGAUCAAUGGGGAGAGAUCUUUCUGGCUCUUAAGGAAUCUGCUGCAUCGACGUUACCUGGUUUUGUGAAGGUUUUAAGAAGCAUGGAUAAUCUUGAGAUGCCCGACACCUCUGAAUCUUAUGUUGAUGUUGAUGUCUCUUCUGAUCAUGGCUUCACCAAUGAGGAUCUGGAGGAUGACAAUCUCCAAACUGCUGCUUAUGUGGUUUCAAGAGUAAAAAGUCACAUUGCUGUGCAGCUACUAAUUAUUCAGGUUGUGACUGAUAUGUGCAAAGGACACAUGCAAUACGUGUCAGCUGCCAACGUCAGAAUUCUUCUUGAUAUGUUUUCAUCCGUUGCAUCACAUUCCCACCAGCUGAACUCCGACAUAAUCUUGCUGAAGAAACUGGAGAAAGCUUGCUCUAUACUAGAGCUCUCUGAUCCUCCCAUGGUUCAUUUUGAAAACGAGUCAUACCAAAAUUACCUGAACUUCCUUCAUGAUUUGCUAGUGGAUAAUCCAUCUGUGUCUAAGGAGAUGAAUAUAGAAUUGCAACUUGUGAAAGUAUGUGAAGAAAUACUGCAGAUAUAUCUAAAUUGUACUGGGUCUCAAUCAACACAUCAAAAACCUGUUAAUAAGCAAGCGGUACACUGGAUUCUUCCAUUGGGAUCAGCCAAAAAGGAAGAAUUGGCAGCAAGAACAACUUUGCUUGUGUCAGCUUUGCACGUAUUGAGCGAUCUAGAAAGGGAUUCCUUUAGGAGGUGCGUUCCGCAAUUCUUUCCUUUGUUAGUAGAUCUUGUGAAGAGUGAGCAUAGCUCAGGAGAAGUACAGCACAUUCUAAGCAACAUUUUCAAAUCAUGUAUAGGCCCAAUAAUAAUGGGAUGAAAUCAUUACUUUUUAGUACUAUACAAAAUGAUAGCCAUCAAAUCUCAUUUUUGAUCUCUAUAAUUACCUGGAGUAUGAGCCUCUUUUAUUUUUUAAUUGUAUCAAUUGCUUUUGUUGUAUGCUAAAGCCUGAAAAUUUUCUGCACAAAUGUAAAAGAUUGUCCGUGUAAACAUCGUGUUGUUACAGAAAUUGAUUGGAAUAGUCAUAGCAAUAAUGAUAAAUUUUUUGGUUA
Molecule: messenger RNA, 5553 nt
Organism: Manihot esculenta (cassava)
Lineage: Eukaryota; Viridiplantae; Streptophyta; Magnoliopsida; Malpighiales; Euphorbiaceae
Product: brefeldin A-inhibited guanine nucleotide-exchange protein 1
Exons: 11
Coding region: 126-5321 (1731 amino acids)
Biological process (GO): regulation of ARF protein signal transduction
Cellular component (GO): trans-Golgi network
Molecular function (GO): guanyl-nucleotide exchange factor activity
Source: RefSeq, a predicted model, not a curated record